This is a messenger RNA of Ceraceosorus bombacis, 4881 nucleotides long. The record is from the annotation of a GenBank genome assembly. NCBI's taxonomy places the organism in Eukaryota, Fungi, Basidiomycota, Exobasidiomycetes, Ceraceosorales, Ceraceosoraceae.
AUGUCGACGACUAGAAACAUCGAUGGCGAGAAAGUCUUGCCCGGUUACCGCGGUGAGUGGCUUUCCACGUGAUUCAAGUGGAUGCUUGAUCAGCCGAGACAAAGGUCCGAAAACCUUCAAGACUGCUGCACAAAGGCAAAUGCGCCACUGCUUUGCCAGGUCAGGAAUGUCUGCAACGCAUCUCAGGCCACACGUCUGCGCCGGCCGGCUGAUAGCGGGGAGCGUCGUGGCUCGCUGGCGUGAUCCGGUAGUGUCAUGUGCGGCUCACAUCUAGUUUCGCUAUUUUUCAUUCGCUGUCGCAGGUAACCUGGAUGCUGACCAACAACGUGCACUGAGAGAAAUCUGGCGCCGCUUCUUUGAGCUGUACGAGAAGAACACAGUGAGCAGUCCGCAGCAGCUGUGUUUGCGCUUGUGAAUCGCCCACUGACUGCAGCUUCUUCAAACGAUCCAUCGUGAUGAAAGGAACGCUCUGCUGAGCUCGAGAAGAAGGGUGGUCCCAACGCAGCCAAGAACAACAAGGCAGCUGCUCCUCCCGCAGAUGAGAAGUCUGCAGGCAAGGACAUCCCAAAAGAUGACAAGGCCAAGGAAGAGGCCAAAAAAAUGGAGGAGAUGAAGGUGAGGAUUUUAGCGAGGUGCGCAGACGACUCAGAGACGCAGCGCUGACCAUGGUGGCCAUUUGGCAUUGCACCGCUCGCAGGAAAUGAACCAGUUCCUGGACAGUAAGUACCCCUCGUUCUCACCAGCGAGAGUCUGCAAGCUCACACGCUAUUGUAUUCCCGCAGCUUACGGAGGUCCCUACUUGAGACGAGCUCUUUGGGAAUUCACAAAGGUGAGCGCCAGCGCUAAGCGUGACUCCGUGAGCCGCUGCUAAGUCUUGCUUUCGCCCCUGGGCAUUUAGCACGACAACCCGGACAGCGGCAUGCUUCGAUUUUUGCGUGCGAGAAAGUGGGAUGUCGACCGUGCGCUUGCCAUGCUUGCAGCCGCUCUCAAGUUCCGCUUCGAGAAGGACGUCGAAGGCAUCGUGAUGAAGGGAGAACAGGGCCUCGAGGCUGUUCCUGGUUUCUUGAACCGUGAGUCGCUACGUGCAACGGCUGGCGAGCGCGCAGGGAUCUGAUUACGCCUCGCUUUUGCGCACUAACGCAGAGUUCCGUCGAGGUAUCUCCUACAUCAAGGGCAACAGUGAUGGUGGUCCAGACCACCCCGGAGAGCACCCCGUCUACUUCAUGUGAGCCGCGAGAAAAGUCUCUCACGCAAAGCCUGCCGCUGACUUUGCACGAAUUUACUCAAUGUCCAUUGUACCCAUAGCCACGUCGCUCGCCACUUUACCAGCGCUCAGAAGCACGAGGUGCUUCAACAGUUCGUCCUGCUUGCAAUGGAGAACGCUCGUCAAUUGACCACUCCUCCUUACGAGAAGGCUGUGGUCAUUUUCGAUAUGGGUGGCUUCGGUCUGAAGAACAUGGACUGGCAAUGUGUGCUUUUCCUGGUGAAAUGUCUUGAAGCCUAGUGAGUCUUAACUCUCGCCGCAGGGAAUUGCAGCAGUCGGCUAAUCGCGAAUGACGUUUUGCCAGCUAUCCGGAGUCCCUGCAGCGUAUUUACGUGCACUCCGCUCCCUGGAUCUUCAAAGGUAUCUGGCAGGUUCUUCAGCCCAUGCUGGACCCAGUCGUCCGUGACAAGAUCAAAUUCUCGAGCAAGGCACCAGAGCUUUCUGACUAUGCAUCGACAGCCAAGCUGCGCAAGGGCAUGGGCGGAACAAUGGACUGGGACUGGGACUACAUCGAGCCGGACCCUCGCGAGAACGAUCUCCUAAAGGACACCAAGACUCAAAAGGCCAUGCAAGACGAGUACGAUGAUCUUGCCAAGCAAUUUGAGGAGGCGACGCGCGAGUGGUAUCAGCAAAGCGACAACGAUGACGAGGUUCCGGAGCUCACCCAUCGCCGAAUCGUUCUCACCAAGCAAUUGAGACUCAAGGCUCUUCAGAUGAACAAGUACUGCAGAGCUCGCAACGUGUACCAGCGCGCCGGGAUUCUUCACGAUGAUGGAUCUUUCGACUGGGAGUAUCCUCAGGUUGAUGGUGAGACCAUCAAGCAAAAAUGUGGAGAGCGUCACAGCAUUCCGGCGCUCAAGAAGUGGCUGGAAGAGAACGGUGAAGACACGCUCGAGGACUCUGUCGCCGGCCGUCUCGGCUUCUGCGGCACCGAGGUCGAUGGCGGUAGCAGCAGCCGCAGCGUGAAGAGCGGCAAGAGCGGCAAGAGCAAGAAGGGCGCUGAAGCUGCUGGUGGUGCAGCUGCAGGCGCGGCUGCAGGCGCGGCAGCUGCCAAGGCCUCGACGAAGAAGCCAGCACCCAAGGAGACCGAGGCUGAAGCGGAGCCAGAACAAGCUCGUCCCGCUCCUUCUCGUCAACCCUCUCAACCCAGUCGCCAGCCGGACCGCACCGAGACUCCCACAGAAAAUGGUCGUCAGCAGCAACAGCAGCCACGCGAAGAGCAGAGCUACACUGGCGCGGCACUCGGUGCUGUGGGCGGUGCCGCCGCAGCCGCUACGGCAGCCGUGGGCGGUGCCGCUGCCUACGUCACUGGCCGUGGAGACGACACUAACGGCCAACAGCAGCAGCAGCAGACGCAGCGUCGCAAUGGCAAUGCACCUGAAGAGGAUCGCUAUGACGACGAUGGCCAGGCAGAAGAAGAGGAGGAUGAGGAAGACUUUCAAGAUGACGAAGGAAGCGAUUACAGCGACGAGUCCAUCACACCCGAGACAGCUGUCUUGCCUACGCACAUCCCAAGAAAGUCGCUCACAUCCAGUCAGGUCAAGAUCGACGACAAUGACUGUCGCGAGGAUCUUGCCAUCGUUCGUGAGGCCAUGUCGCUAUUCUUGAACUCUCGCAUGAAAGAGGCUGAGGACCUCUGCAUCAAAGAUGCCGAGACGCGCCUUUACAAGGCGGUCGGCAUGUCGCUGAUCAAUACGGUUAAGGCCAUCAUGACCUUCGAGCCUACGGACUUCGAAAGUGCGAUCUUGUGCUGCAAGCAUUCCAUGAACAUCGCCUCCCUUCUGCGCAAGAAGCAAGGUACCAUCGGCAAGCUGACGGGCUCAAGCAAGCAGACCAACUACCGCUCCAUGACCCUCGUCCAGCAACACGCUGAGCUUGUUUUCGCAGAGUCUCAACUGCUCAAGGCUGUUCUUGGUAUCUUCUACGCAGGUGAUGGUAUUGCGUUCAUCAAAAACGCCUUUGGCCUCCGCAACUCCUAUUUCCUCAUUCGCGAGCUGUUCAAGUUUGUGGAGUACUGCGAUGGCGAGGCUGAAGAGGCUCAAAUUCAUGGUCGCAGACCUACGACCGCCGUCGAUCAAGACUUCAGGUCGGGCGUUUACAUGACCAAUGCAACUUGCUCCCUCAUCCUUUCCAUGCUCCCCGACAAAGCCCUCAAGAUGAUGGAGGGACUCGGCUUCACGGGCGAUCGUCGCUUCGCCCUCGACCUUUACUCUCGUGCAGGUGGAUGGACCAAGUCUCGUCCCCUUCCUACUAUUUCUGCCGACGAGGAGGGUGUCCGUCGCCCACUGUGCGACAUUGCUAUGCUGGUCUACCAUCUCGUCAUCUCGUCGUACAUCCCCAUCACAGACGUCGACUUUGAGUUUGCCGACAAGGUGCUGAGCUGGAACUUGGUACGCUACCCCAACGGAAUCUUCUUCCUCUACUUCUCCGCGCGUCUGUACGCGGCGCAAGCCCUGCCAGAGAAGGCCAUCGAGUACUUCCGUAACGCUAUCGAGUCUCAGCGCGAGUACAAGCAGCUGCACCACCUCUGCUUCUGGGACCUGUCUUUGACCUACCUGGCCACUUGCGACUUUGCUCGCUGCUUCGAGUGCCAAGACGUGCUUUCGCGCGAGUCCAACUGGUCGAAGGCCAUCUACCAGUACGCAAAAGCAGUCAUGCUCUACGAGUCCGGCAUGGAUGACCGCGCCAAGAGCGCUACGAUUAUGCGCACGGUCGCCAAGCUCACCAAAAAGGUGGCCGGACGUCAAAUUCCGUUUGAGCGUUUCUGCUCGAUGAAGGCGCGCAAGUAUGUCGCCCAGAACAACCGCUUGCCUCUGGCUGGUAUCGAGUUCUCGUAUCUCUGGCACUGCAUUGGACAGACUCCUGUCUUCUUGCUCGUUGAGAACACUCUCAGCCGUAUCGACUCGGAGAUCGACGACCUCGAGAGCUACGCUGAUCCCCGCGCGUACGGCAAUGGCGAGAAUGAGUACUGGUCAGCAUACUGCUUGGCCUUCUUCUUGCGCGGUGUUGCCCUCAAGAAUGUCGCGUUCCCCGAACCCCACACGCUGGUGCGAUUGCCCUCCGAGGACUCCAUUGGCCCUCUGGAAGAGAUCACGCAAGAUGCGGUGCAAUCGUUCGAGAAGGUCAUCGAAAACUCCGGCAAGCUUGACGAGACCGAUAGGUACCUGUGCUACUUCGCUCACUACGAGCUUGGCCGCCUUCUGGCCUGCAUGGGCAAGGAGGAAGCAGCAAAGAAGGAGAUCAAGAAGGUUCUCUCCGGCAAGCCACUCGAGGCUAAGGGCAAGGGCGGUUUGAACCCGAAGGCAAGCUACCUUCUGUCCAACAUGUGCAUGGUUCGUGCACACGCUGCGCUGGAGACCAUGCGCAUUCAAAAGAAUCGCUCCCGCGGUUCUUUCUUCGCUGCUUCCGAUGCCGGUACGCUUGCUUCUGGCAGCUCUAUUGGCGGCAGCCUUUCCAGUCGCAACUCGGUGGUGAGCUCCCAAACCUCUCGCAGCUCUGCCGUGUCUCGCGCCACCUCUAUGUCCAGCCGCUCGACUACCGGCGAUGCAGCCACCAAGAAUGGCCUGACAAACGGCCGAUCGCGUCAACAAAGCGUAGGCACCGACUACAGCCGAUGA